UCUCCUUCCAGCUGCCUCGCCUUGCUGCUUUACUACCAGGAUUACCUAUUAUUGAACCAUUUUACCAUUCUUUUUUUUCCCGAGAGAGAGGUUCGAUGCUUUUUUGAUUUUCUUAAUGAAUCUGACGAAAGCAUCGCCGUUUAAUUUCCUGACAAUUGGGACAUGAUCACAUCGCCUUCGGCGUCUGCCUUGAAAAAUAGUGAUAUUUGUGUAACGUGGGAAAGAAGCAGUUCUCGGAAUAGCAGCUCAGCGAGCGUCAACAAGCCUUUUCUCCACUCCGCACCUCCGUCGGAUCCAUUACGGCAAGCAAACCGGCUUCCCAUCAAGGUUUUGAAAAUGCUUACCGCACGGUCGGGACACAUUUUGCACCCGGAGUAUCUGCAGCCUUUGCCUUCUACCCCGGUUAGUCCUAUUGAGCUAGAUGCCAAGAAAAGUCCGUUGGCUCUGCUGGCGCAGACCUGCUCUCAGAUCGGCAAACCGGACCCACCACCCUCCUCCAAAUUGUCCUCCGUAACACAAAAUGGAUCUAGUGAGAAGGAAUCUAAAUCUGGUCCUUUGAAAAUGAGUGACAUCGGUGUGGAUGACAAAUCCAGCUUCAAACCUUAUUCUAAACCUUCAGAUAAAAAGGACUCGUCUUCGGGUGUCUCAGGCGGAGAUAAAUCUGGUUUCCGAGUGCCGAGCGCCACCUGCCAGCCGUUCACGCCGCGGACAGGCAGCCCCAGCUCCAGCACUUCAGCCUCCCCUAUGUCAUCAGAGGGGAAGUGUGGGGAAAGGGAUGAAAAGAAAGAGUCUGACUGUAAUAAAAAUGGCACUACGGACGGGUCUGGCACCACUAGCCACAGCAGGAUAAGUGUGAGUUGUGGUGGAAUUAACGUGGAGGUCAACCAACACCAGGAGACGACGCAUGGCACUAAAACCUCCUCCUCGGAGUCCCCAUCUGUAACUUCUGUAUCCUCCGCGUCCGUUCUCGGGUCAGGACUUGUGGCGCCGGUUUCUCCAUACAAACCGGGACAGACAGUUUUCCCUUUGCCUCCUGCUGGUAUGACCUACCCAGGCAGCUUGGCUGGGGCCUAUGCUGGUUACCCUCAACACUUCCUGCCCCACGGAGGGAGCUUGGUUAACGCACAGCUGGCUAGUUCACUGGGCUGCAGUAAGGCUGGAUCCAGCCCCUUGGCUGGGGCUUCUCCACCGACCAUCAUGUCAGCCAGCCUGUGCAGAGACCCUUACUGCCUCAGUUAUCAUUGUGCCAGUCACUUAGCGGGCGCAGCCGGUGCCUCCUGCACGCACGAGUCAGCUGUAGCGGCCGCUAACGCCCUCAAGUCCAGCUACCCACUAAUGUACCAGACACACCCUAUGCAUGGCGUUCAUUCCUCGGCACCAUCAUUUAGCGGACACCCCCUGUAUCCAUACGGUUUUAUGCUUCCCAACGACCCUCUCCCCCAUGUUUGUAAUUGGGUGUCGGCAAAUGGACCGUGUGACAAGCGUUUCUCCUCUUCAGAAGAGCUCCUGAAUCACCUGAGGACACACACUGCUUUUACUGGGGCUGAGAAGUUGAUAUCUGGUUAUCCCGGCUCUUCAUCACUGGCCAGCGCUGCAGCAGCGGCCAUGGCCUGCCAUAUGCACAUGCCACCGUCUGGAGCCCCCGGUAGCCCUGGGACUUUGGCUCUGAGGAGCCCGCAUCAUGCAUUAGGACUCAGCAGCCGCUACCAUCCCUACUCCAAAAGUCCCCUGCCAGCCCCUGGAGCCCCUGUUCCCGUCCCUGCAGCCACCGGCCCUUACUACUCCCCUUAUGCACUGUAUGGCCAGAGACUUACCACAGCAUCAGCGCUUGGAUACCAGUGAGGAGAAAAAAAGACUUUGAAAAGUUUAUAGUACUACGAAUGCAAAUAUAAAGACUUUUAUAUUAACAGCGCUAAACUUAUGGGCGGGAUCCGUGGACUUCAACUGUAUUUAUUUAUAUGUCGGCUUAAAAGCAGACGAGAAUAGCUGCAAAUGGAAAAUAUUUGAGCAACUCAAAAAGUGCAUUAUGUUGAAACUGAACUCUAUAGGUAAAGUGAAAAAAAAAAAAAAACACACACACCACACACACGUUAGAGUACAAAUUAAAGUAGGGGUCUUCAUUUCGAUGUUAAUUUGAAAUUGCUAUGAUUGUAUUUGUUCUUAUUUAAUGUCUCAUGGAGAAGAAAAAAAUAAUUUACAUGCAUGUUUGUUUCUUAAAUUUCAGAAAUUGUCCACAUUUUAAAUUGCCGUUAUUUUUCAGGUGUAUAGGCGACCUUGGAAAGAGAAUUGGUAUUUUUUUGUAUGUAUUCUGGAAAAAAAAUAAGAAACAAUUCUGUUCCAUAUCUCUGUGUGCCUCAUUUUCUGGAGUAUUAACAUUGUUCACUUUAAAACGAAUAAUUACAUUUAUUUGCCAAUGACAUCCCCCCACCUCCCACCCCCCAAAAAAGAAGCCUGUUUUAUUGCUGGUGUGAAUGCCUCAUUAGAACAUUUCCGCGACACAGGCCUAUGGAUUUUUCCAGUCUUACUAUUUCUCUUUCUUUUUAUUUUACUUCCUUUCUCUCUUUUUUCCUUCAAAUACAUUAUUUUAUAUGCCAAAUAAUUGAGAAGCUUUAAAAACUUACGUUCAUCAGGGCACACGUGUUCUAAAGUUUAAAUUUAAUGCAACUUGUGUGUGUGUGUGUGUGUGUGUGUG
Scomber scombrus (Atlantic mackerel) is the source of this 2692-nucleotide messenger RNA. It is a transcript of the gene znf503, whose product is annotated as zinc finger protein 503. NCBI's taxonomy places the organism in Eukaryota, Metazoa, Chordata, Actinopteri, Scombriformes, Scombridae. The transcript is spliced from 2 exons. Gene Ontology annotation, cellular component: nucleus. Gene Ontology annotation, biological process: negative regulation of DNA-templated transcription. Bases 163 to 1842 code for a protein of 559 amino acids. The record is from RefSeq and is a predicted model, not a curated record.